AUGCAUCAACGGUCGCUCCUUAUCACCGCUCUCCUCUCUGCCGUUCGCGCCCAACAGGUGGGAACGAUGCAGGAGGAAACUCACCCUCCCAUGACUUGGCAGGAGUGUGCUAAAGGCGGCGAGUGCACUGAAAAGAGCGCUUCCGUGGUCAUCGAUUCCAACUGGCGCUGGCUGCACUCCCUCGAAGGCUCUGACAACUGCUACACGGGAAAUACUUGGGACGAGGAGCUCUGCCCGGAUAACAAGGCCUGCGCCGAGGGCUGUGCCUUGGAGGGAGCGGACUACGCCGAGACCUAUGGCAUCACUGCCGAAGGGGACUCCCUGAAGCUCCAGUUCGUCAAGGGUGAAAACGUUGGCUCGCGUACCUAUUUGAUGUCGGAAGACGACGAGACGUACCAGAUUUUCAACCUCAAGAACAAGGAGUUCACUUUCGACGUCGACGUCUCGGAACUCCCCUGCGGCCUGAACGGAGCCCUGUACUUCGUUUCGAUGGACGCCGAUGGUGGACUGGAAAAGUACGAGGGCAACAAGGCCGGUGCCAAGUACGGAACCGGCUACUGUGACUCCCAGUGCCCGCGUGAUCUGAAGUUCAUCAACGGCGAGGCCAACGUGGAAGGCUGGGAGCCCUCCGAGGGUGACAAGAAUGCCGGUGUCGGUGGCCACGGCUCCUGCUGCCCCGAGAUGGACAUCUGGGAGGCCAACAGCAUCUCCACGGCCUAUACCCCCCACCCUUGCGACUCUGUGGAGCAGACUAUGUGCGAGGCCGAUAAGUGCGGCGGCACCUACUCCGAGACCCGCUACGCCGGUACCUGCGACCCCGAUGGAUGCGACUUCAACGCCUUCCGCAUGGGCAACGAAUCCUUCUACGGCCCCGGCAUGACCCUUGACACCAAGUCCCCGAUGACUGUCGUGACCCAGUUCAUCACCGCCGACGGCACCGACACGGGAAAGCUCUCCGAGAUCAAGCGCUUCUGGGUCCAGAACGACAAGGUUGUCGCCAACGCUGAGUCCAACAUUGAGGGCGUCAAGGGUAACUCUAUCACCUCCGAAUUCUGCUCCGCCCAGAAGACCGCCUUCGGCGACGAUGACCACUUCACCGAGCACGGUGGCCUCGAGGGCAUGGGCGACGGUCUGGAGUCCAUGGUCCUGAUCAUGAGCAUCUGGGAUGACCACUACGCCAGCAUGAUGUGGCUUGACAGCACCUACCCCGAGGAUGCCGAGGCCGGCAGGCUCGGUGUCGGCCGUGGUACCUGCGAGCCCCACGCUGGUGACCCCGAGAAGGUUGAGAGCGCCUCCGGCGACGCCUCGGUGACUUUCUCCAACAUCAAGUUCGGCCCCAUCGGCUCGACCUUCAAGGCUCCCGCCUAA
Aspergillus campestris IBT 28561 is the source of this 1368-nucleotide messenger RNA. Its product is annotated as glycoside hydrolase family 7 protein. The coding region runs from base 1 to 1368 and encodes 455 amino acids. Gene Ontology annotation, biological process: carbohydrate metabolic process. Gene Ontology annotation, molecular function: hydrolase activity, hydrolyzing O-glycosyl compounds. The record is from RefSeq and is a predicted model, not a curated record. NCBI's taxonomy places the organism in Eukaryota, Fungi, Ascomycota, Eurotiomycetes, Eurotiales, Aspergillaceae. The transcript is spliced from 3 exons.